This is a messenger RNA of Meriones unguiculatus (Mongolian gerbil), 5617 nucleotides long. RefSeq names its product protocadherin beta-16-like. Gene Ontology annotation, molecular function: calcium ion binding. NCBI's taxonomy places the organism in Eukaryota, Metazoa, Chordata, Mammalia, Rodentia, Muridae. Gene Ontology annotation, biological process: homophilic cell-cell adhesion. The record is from RefSeq and is a predicted model, not a curated record. Gene Ontology annotation, cellular component: plasma membrane.
UGACUUCUUAAAAAAUGACUCAGCAGAACUGAACAAGAAAUUCUUUAGCAUUUGCAAUAAUAAUACUAUUCAUGUGGAAGCUAUCAGUUUUUUUGGUGGUUCAGCUUCUAGAUACACAAUAAUCCAUAUUUAUGUCCUGGUUUGGUUUUCUAUUGCUGUCAAAAAUUUCACAAGCAGUUCCUUAAAGCAAUACGAUGUAUUAUCUCAUUAUUUUAUAAAACAAAAUUCUAGUAAGUGUCUAACUGACAGCAGUCCAUGGGGACACAUUGGGUUCUGGAGACUAUAGAAUCUAUUUUGUCUUUUCCAUGCAAUAAAUGUUGCAUGGCUCCUUUAUCCAACUUCACAGCCUGAAACAUUGCUUCCAUUUCCCUCUGAGCCAGCCAGGAAAUAACAUUUAAAUAAAAGUCCUUUAUUAAUAAGAGACCUAUUUGUAAAAUGAAGGGCAAUCUCCUGUUCAGAAAAAUCUUUAACUUAGGUUUGCAAUAGAUUUUCCUGCCAGGUAAGGUAACGUAGUUACAGAUUCUGUGGCAUCUUUGAGUGGCUAUUAUUCCGUAUAGCAAUACCAUCUGUUGUCAAAAGCAGACACAUAAAGAUAAUUAUAACAAGAUUUUAGGUCUCAUUGACCUGAGGAAUCCAAUUAACAAACAUCUAGCGCCAUUAGCAGAACCAGUGAAUUGAUAAGAGUAUCAGUAUCUGUGUGGUACUGGAUUCCAAACUCUGAGCUUCAUGUAUGCUAACACACCCUAUAACUGAACUUCCUGUCCUGCCCAUUGCGAACUUUCGCUGCAACUCAAUUCAAAUUUUAGAAACAGAAAACCUAAGCAAAUGAUGAUCUAGUCUUUCAAUACACAACUUAAACUCUAUUUUAAAAUAGAUUUUUAGAUUUGAAUCUAGACAAUUCAAUUAAAAAUAAGCAAACACCAGAAUAGAUAUUUUCCAAAGAAGAUAUACCAAUGGCUAAUAAGCACAUGAAAAGCUGUGCAACGUACCUCAUCAGAGAAAUACAAAUCAAUCAACAUCACAGCAAGACACUCAUACCUACUAAGAUGGCUAGGACCAAAGAGUUAGAUAAUAAGUAUUGGAAGGAUGUCAUAAUAUUGGAACCCUGACGCACAGGUGAUAAAAUUUAAAUGCCGCAUCUGUUUUUGGAAAUAGCCUGUCAGUUUUUCAGGUGAUAAAUAUAGAGCUAUCAUGUGACAAACAAUUCAACUCCUAGAGAAAUAAAAAUAUGUCCACAUAAAAUAGGCACAUAAAUGUUCAUGCCAAUGCUGUUCAGGAGAGCAAAAGCACAAAAAUAAUUCAAAUGUACAAAUAAAUAUUAGCCAGAAAGUGCAAUAAAAUACUGACCUGUGUUAGAAUUUGGAUGAACCUUGGAAACACUAGGCUAAGGGGAAAAAGCUAACCAUAGAAGUCCAAAUAUUCUGUCAUUCUGAUCAUAUGGAAGUUUACAAUAAGGAACUCUGUAGAGACCAGGCAAGGAGAUGAAUGAUUCCUUUGGACUCUGCAUAGAGGAAAAGGGAAAUAAUAAGGUAAUAGUUAAAAGAUUCAAGGUUAUUCUUUGGCAUAAGACACAUGCUCCAAAACUGACUUUGGUUAUGGGGUGUAUCACUUCAUGUAUGUAUGAAAAGACUUUAAACUUUAUACUUUUAAAUGGAUGCAUAACCCAAAGCUAUGGAUGUUAUAACCCAAAGCUGUAUAUUUAAAAAAAAACACAUUAUUCAUGCUGAAUAUGAAAUCAACCCAGGACCAUACAGGUCUAUGUAUGAAAUAAUUUUCUAGUAAUUGAACAUUGGGAAAAGUUAAAAUUCUUUCCCUUGGAUGUUGGAGAAAAGAAGGAAUCUAUUGGUUCUUUAAUAAAUCAUGUCUAUAUUCUGUAGAAUUCACUAGGUUGAAAUUUUGCACUGUCUACUCAUUUGUAACUCUCGAAGUGUGUAUGGUGGAAAAUACGUGCUUAUGAAACUGUCCCCAUGUCAUUUUUGAGACAUUAUUACCCCUCAAUGCAUGUUCUCAGGUCAAAUGUUCAUUACACUAUUUUAUUUAGUUAUUGACACAUCGGCAGCAUUCCAUACUUAACACCAUGAAUGAUAAUUUACUUUUGUACUCAUUUUAAUACAAUGCCUCGGUGUUUUAUUGGUACACAUGCACGCAACUUGUAAAAGGAAGCCAGUGAUUCACGUUACAUGGCUUAUUCCACACGCCUUGGAGAAUUCUGCCUUUAGUUGAAUCUGAAUGUGUAAGGCUCCGUGAGACCGCGCGGUGGCGCUGCAGGCUAAGAAGACGGAGCACAGGAAUUGCUUCAGCAAUUUCAUUCCUGGUCGGGGACCAGUCAACUCGCCACCUAGAAGCAAUAGGUGCCGCUUUUUCAGCCAAAGCAAAGGCGAGUGUGAAACCUUAAAUAUUCUCUUUGGAGGCUUGAUUCUAACAUUCUGGACUGUGAGAGAGCGCUGCCAGGAUCCUGGGCAAAGGCAGAGCUACUGUGAAGCAAACACCGAGGAAAGAGCCAUGGAGACUGUAAGGAUGCACAAUCCGAGACAAAGGCAAGUCCUGGCUUUCUUCGUUUCUCUGAGUGUGUCUUGGGCAAGCACGGAGCUGGGUCCAUAUUCCAUAGAGGAAGAAACGGAGAGGGGCUCCCUUGUGGCAAAUCUUGGGAAAGGUCUGGGGGUGGAGCUGGCAGAGAUAGCCACGCGCCGGGCUCGGGUCAUUUCCCAGGAAACCAAAGAGUAUUUGCAGCUCAACGUUCAGUCUGGAGAUUUGCUCGUAAAUGAGAAACUAGACCGAGAGGAGCUAUGUGGUCCCAUUGAGCCUUGUGUCCUACACUUCCAAGUGUUAAUGGAAAACCCUCUAGAGGUAUUCCAGGCUGAACUGAGGGUGAAGGACAUAAACGACCAUUCUCCAGUGUUCAGAGAAAGAGAAAUGAUCCUGAGGAUACCAGAAAACAGUCCGCUGGAAAGUACAUUCCCUUUAAAUAAUGCUCUGGACUCAGACGUAGAAAUCAACAAUAUCCAGAGCUACAAGCUCAGCUCAAACUCUCAUUUCCUGGUGGUAACCCGCAACCGCAGUGACGGCAGGAAGUACCCGGAGCUGGUGCUCAAGAAGGAAGUGGAUCGGGAGAGGGAGCCCGAGCUGAGGUUAACUCUGACAGCUUUGGAUGGCGGCUCUCCUCCCCGGUCUGGGAUGGCCCGGGUUCUCAUUGAAGUCGUGGACAUCAACGAUAACGCGCCGGAGUUUCAGCAACCGCUGUACCAAGUGCGAAUCCCCGAGGACAGCCCCUCCGGCUCCCUGGUAGUCACAGUCUCUGCCAAUGACUUAGACAGUGGAGAGAAUGGGAAAGUACUGUACGCGCUCUCCCAGCCUGCAGAAGAUGUCAGCAGAACGUUAGAAGUGAAUCCCGUGACCGGGGAGAUUCGGCUACGAAAAGAAGUCGAUUUUGAAACGACACCCUCUUAUGAAGUGGACGUCAAGGCCACCGACGGGGGAGGGCUCUCGGGAAAAUGCACUCUGCUCCUGCAGGUCCCUCCAGAAGUGAUGCUAUCGGCGCUCACCAGCCCAGUGCCAGAAAACUCCCCCGAUGAAGUAGUUGCUGUUUUUACUGUUCGAGAUCCUGACUCGGGGAACAAUGGAAAGGUGAUUUCCUCCAUCCGGGAAGACCUUCCCUUUCUUCUAAAAUCUUCUGGAAAGAAUUUUUACACUUUAGUAACAAAAAGAGCACUAGACAGGGAAGAAAGAGCACAAUACAACAUCACCAUCACCGUCUCCGACAUGGGCUCACCCAGGCUCACAACCCAGCACACCAUAACAGUGCAGGUGUCCGACAUCAACGACAACGCCCCCGCCUUCACCCAAUCCUCCUACACCCUGUCUGUCCGCGAGAACAACAGCCCCGCCCUGCACAUAGGCACCAUCAGAGCCACAGACUCAGACUCUGGCUCCAAUGCCCACAUCACCUACUCGCUGCUGCCAUCACAGGACCCGCAGCUGGACCUCACCUCACUCAUCUCCAUCAACACCGAUAAUGGGCAGCUGUUUGCGCUUAGAGCGCUGGACUAUGAGACCCUGCAGGCCUUUGAGUUCCUCGUGGAAGCUGUAGAUCAAGGCUCCCCUGCACUCAGCAGCCAGGCGCUGGUGCGCGUGCUGGUGCUGGAUGACAAUGAUAAUGCGCCCUUCGUGCUCUACCCUCUGCAGAACGCCUCUGCGCCCUGCACUGAGCUGCUGCCCAGGGCGGCGGAGCCUGGCUACCUGGUCACCAAGGUGGUGGCAGUGGACCGCGACUCUGGCCAGAACGCCUGGCUGUCAUUCCAGCUGCUCAAGGCCACGGAGCCAGGGCUGUUCAGCGUGUGGGCGCACAAUGGCGAGGUGCGCACCACCAGGCUGCUGAGUGAGCGCGAUGCCCCCAAGCACAGGCUGCUGCUGCUGGUCAGGGACAAUGGCGAUCCUCAGCGCUCUGCCAGUGUCACUCUGCAUGUGUUGCUGGUGGAUGGCUUCUCCCAGCCCUACCUGCCUCUGCCAGAGGUGGCGCGCGACCCCGCUCAGGAUGGUGAAGAUGUGCUCACGCUGUACCUGGUCAUAGCCUUGGCAUCUGUGUCCUCUCUCUUCCUCUUGUCCGUGCUGCUGUUCGUGGGGGUGAGGCUGUGCAGGAGGGCCAGGGCGGCCUCACUGGGUGUCUGCUCUGUGCCUGAGGGGCAUUUUCCUGGCCACCUGAUGGACGUCAGAGGUAUGGGGACCCUGUCCCAGAGCUACCAGUAUGAGGUAUGUCUGAUGGGGGAUUCUUCUGGGACCAGCGAUUUUAACUUCCUAAAGCCAGUUCUCCCUAGCUCCUUGCACCAGAGCUCUGGGACAGAAAUGGAGGAAAAUUCCACACUCAAGAACAGUUUUGGAUUUGAUCAUUAAUAGAAGGCUACUUAACAAAUAUUUAGUUCCCAAAAUUGUCUUGUUGGAUUAGCUAGCUAAAGUCUGUAUGCCUGUCACUAGCAACAAUUUUAAUUGUCACUUUACCCAUCAUUUUUCAGAUUCCUGCUAAUGCCACACGUUUGGUUUUACUCUCAUCUGUGGCAUAGAAUUUCUUUAUAGGAUCCCAGUAAAUGAAAAGGAUUUAUCUAUACAGUUAAAGUGAUCAUUAAAACUUUUCUACCACUUUUUGUUUACCUCAUUAGCUCUACACAUUUCAUGUCAAUGUUCUGUUCCUAGACUGCUUGAACUAUUGAAAUAUUGUGUUAUGUGCAUGUAUAGUAUUGGUAUUUCUGUAUUUCUUUUCUAUACUGACAGUCUUGCUGAUUAGAUAGCCUUGAUUUUCAUUAUAUACAAUAGUUGUCUUGGGCUAAUCUAGUAUUUUACAGUUCUAUUUUGCUUUCUUUAUAUAUCCUGAUUUAAAGUCUAUUUCUGUCGUACAUAAUACAAGUAUCUAGUCAAUCUGAAAGUAAGAACAGUAUUGUAAGAUCUUGAGUCUCUAUAGAUGUGCCUAAAUUUGUGGGAAUGAAGGCAAAUUUUGACAUUCUAAGGCAUCAAAUAGAAUUAAUAAUUUGUUUUAAUUCUGCAUGGAAACCUUAUAUAUAUGAUGAGUUUUCAAUGGUUGACAAUCCAGCCCUACUUUGUUGAAUAAACAGAGUAUGUUUAUCAUCAA